AUGAGCUCUCCACAAGGAAACCGCGCUCUUUGGCUCUCGUCCUACUCGGAGCCCCUCAGAAUUGUCGACCUCCCCAUCCCGGAAGCACCGACGGGCACAGCCGUCGUGAAGAUCCUCGCGACGGGCAUCGUCCCCUACACACACCUCUGCCACACGGGCAAGCUCCCACAGAUGAACAUCCACCCGCCCUUCGUUCCGAACCCCAACGCCAUCGGCCGUGUGCACGCCGUCGGGCCAGACGCCGUACGCGUCAAACCUGGCGACCUUGUCUAUGUCGACGCGACGACCCGCGGCCGCGAUGAUCCGAUCAACGUCAUGGUCAUGAUCGGCCAUCUCGGCGGCGUAGGCGACGCGGGUCAGAAGCUCAUGAGAGAGUGGCGCGACGGCUCGCUGCAGCAGUACCAGAAGGUGCCCCUCGAGAACGUCUACCUCUUGAACGAGCAGCGCCUCACGGGCGAGCUGGGCUACGGCCCGGCCGAGCUGUCUACCAUCGCGCACUACUCGGUCGUUGGCGGCGCGUUGUUGGAGGCAGCCGACGUCAAGGUGGCCGAGACAGUCGUCGUCGGGCCCUCGGGCGGUUCCUUUGGUGGCCUCGCCGUCGAGAUCGCUCUCACCGUCGGCUGCAACGUUGUGGCGCUCGGCCGCAGCGGGGCCAAACUCGCGGCGAUGCGCGAGAAGCUCGGCGGCAACGCGCGACUCCGGACGGUGGUGAUGACGGGUGACGAGGACGCCGACGCAGCGGCGAUCUUGGCGGCGACACCCUACGGCGCGGGAGCGGACGUGUACAACGACUGGACGCCCGGGGGGCUCAAGAACCCGCCGUACCUCGGGGCCGCGCUGCGCACGCUCAAGCGCGAGGGUCGGGUGGUUCUCAGCGGCGGCGCGAGCGAGACGCUACCGAUGCCGUACGCGCAGUUCGGCCUGAAGAAUCUCAAGCUGCUGGGCAAGUGGAUGUGCGAGAGGCGGACGCUGUUGCAGGUGAUCAGUAUGAUCGAAGGAGGCCAGCUGAGGAUCGGGAAGGAGAGCGGCAGCGAGAUCGAAGUGUUCACGCUCGACCAACACGAAGAGGCGACGGAGUUUGCGAGGGUCAAUGGCGGGUGGAGGAACUACACGGUAAUUGCUCCGAAUCCGUACGAGACGUCCCUUGCGAUAUGA
This is a messenger RNA of Colletotrichum higginsianum IMI 349063, 1155 nucleotides long. Its product is annotated as Isopropanol dehydrogenase. Gene Ontology annotation, molecular function: oxidoreductase activity. The record is from RefSeq and is a predicted model, not a curated record. Bases 1 to 1155 code for a protein of 384 amino acids. Gene Ontology annotation, cellular component: mitochondrion. The transcript has a single exon. NCBI's taxonomy places the organism in Eukaryota, Fungi, Ascomycota, Sordariomycetes, Glomerellales, Glomerellaceae.